Messenger RNA from Nelumbo nucifera (sacred lotus), 1751 nucleotides. Its product is annotated as abscisic acid 8'-hydroxylase CYP707A1-like. NCBI's taxonomy places the organism in Eukaryota, Viridiplantae, Streptophyta, Magnoliopsida, Proteales, Nelumbonaceae. Gene Ontology annotation, biological process: sterol metabolic process. The record is from RefSeq and is a predicted model, not a curated record. Gene Ontology annotation, molecular function: (+)-abscisic acid 8'-hydroxylase activity; heme binding; iron ion binding.
AACCUCUCUCUCCCUCACCCCACUCAAACCCACAACCAUAUUCCUUCACUAUAGCAACGCCGAUACAUUCCACAACCAACACAGGCCUAGAGAGAGUUGUUGCAUUUGUGUAAGAGAUGGAUGUGGUUGGAGUCCUGGCUAUUCAUAUCCUUUUUCUCCCCACCCUUGUCUUGUAUCUCUACUUGAGGAAGCACAAGAGCAAAUCCCAACAAAAAAACAAGCUUCCACCAGGUUCAAUGGGAUGGCCUUAUAUUGGAGAGACUCUUCAAUUCUACUCUCAGGAUCCAAAUGUAUUCUUUGCUGCUAAGCAGAAAAGGUACGGGGAGAUAUUCAAGACUCACAUACUUGGCUGCCCUUGUGUUAUGUUGGCGAGCCCCGAGGCCGCUCGCUUCGUGUUGGUAACUCGAGCUCAAUUGUUCAAACCGACGUACCCAGAAAGCAAGGAGCAAAUGAUCGGUCCAUGUGCUCUGUUUUUUCACCAAGGAGACUACCACACUCGCCUCAGAAGGUUGGUUCAGAGCUCGUUGGCUCCGGAGGCCAUCCGGAAACUUGUCCCCGACAUUGAAGCCAUUGCCGUUUCGACGUUGGAGUCAUGGUCCGGCGGUGACCUUGUUAACACCUUUCGUGGAAUGAAGAAGUUCUCUUUCCACGUCGGUGUACUCGCCGUUUUUGGCAGCUUGGACGCUUAUUAUAAACAACAGUUAGAGAAGAACUACUCCAUACUAGACCAAGGCUAUAACUCUUUCUCAACAAACAUACCGGGAACUCCAUAUCGCAAGGCCAUCUUGGCGAGGAAGAGGCUAAAUCAGAUCCUAAGCGAGAUAAUUUAUCACAAAAAGGAGAAACUAGUGGAGAAGGAUCUCUUGGGUUGUCUCAUGAACUCCAAAGACGAAAAGGGAAACAUCUUGACAGACGAUCAAAUCGCCGAUAACAUCAUCGGGGUGCUGUUCGCCGCUCAAGACACCACUGCCAGUGUCCUUACUUGGAUUCUCAAAUACCUCCAUGAUAACCCAAAACUUCGGAAAGCUGUCAAGGCUGAACACAAGGCAAUAUUACUCGAAUCCAACGAUGGAGGAAACCGAUCCUUGACAUGGGCUCAGACUAGAAAUAUGCACCUUACUUAUAGGGUUAUAUUAGAGAGCUUGAGGAUGGCAAGCAUCAUAUCGUUCACGUUUAGGGAAGCAGUGGCCGAUGUGGAAUACAAAGGAUAUCUCAUUCCAAAAGGUUGGAAGGUGAUGCCCUUAUUCAGAAAUAUUCAUCACAAUCCGGAAUUCUUUCCUGAUACUCAGAAUUUUGAUCCUUCAAGGUUCGAGGUUGCACCAAUACCCAAUACUUUCAUGCCAUUUGGGAAUGGAAUUCAUGCAUGUCCUGGGAAUGAGCUUGCCAAGCUGGAGAUGCUUAUUUUGAUCCAUCAUCUGGUGACAAAGUUCAGGUGGGAAGUGGAAGGAUCUCAAAGUGGGAUUCAGUAUGGCCCAUUUCCGGUCCCUCAGCAUGGACUUCCAGCCAGGUUUUGGAAACAACCCAGAAGCCUAAGACAACGUCCCGGGUGUGCAUGAUUCAAGUCUGAACUCUGAAGAUGCCAUUCAUAAACCAGCCCUUCUCUCUCUUUUUUUUUUUUGCUUUGUUUUGUUUUUGUUUUAAUUUUAUGCUGUAACAAUAUCAACUGUGCUCAGGAAGGGAAGAUAUAUGCCAUUUUUCUCACCUUGUUAUCUAUUCUACUCAGGAGGGGAGAAAAAAGAAAUUUCUUUUCA